AUCGGCUGUCUUUUAGCGGGAGCAGACAUGAGGAAGCAGCAAAGAGCUCUCACACUGAACAUUUUUCCGGGGGUAAGCGCGGAUCCAGAGAGUGAUUCAUCUGGUCAACAGACGAUCUUUGGCAGAACAUUCUGCUUCCUGUCUGUUGCCACGGCGACACUUUAACAACAACACUACCUAACUCCAAACCUGGAGACGGCAUUAAAUCCUGGGACAUAUUCAAUGUGUUUUCUGCGCAGAUAACCCGCAUCAACGUGUGAAAAUACAUAUUUAAGAGGAGGCGUUUUCCACCAGGGUGACAAUGAGUCAACGACAAAUCAUUCAAGUUUUCGAGCAGUAUCAGAAGUCAAGGAUGCAGUUUGUGCAAACUGUUGCUGACCUGGCAGCCAGACCACAAAACAUAGACAUCCUUCAAAAUGCAGGUGUGAUGGCCAUGCUCCGUCCCCUCAUGUUGGAUGUGGUCCCCAGCAUCCAGCAGACAGCAGCCUUGGCUCUGGGCCGCCUGGCAGACCACAGUGAUGACCUGGCCGAGGCUGUGGUGAGGGAAGACAUCCUGCCCCAGCUGGUCCACUCUCUGGCCUCGCAGAAUAGGUUUUAUAAGAAGGCAGCAGCGUUUGUGCUGCGUGCGGUUGCCAAACACUCCCCCGAGCUGUCCCAGGCUGUGGUGGCCUGCGGGGGAGUUGAUGCUCUGGUUCUCUGCCUGGAGGAGUUUGACCCCGGGGUGAAGGAGGCUGCUGCCUGGGCUCUAGGCUACAUCGCACGACACAAUGCAUUGUUAUCUCAGUCGGUGGUGGAGGCGGGUGCUGUCCCCCUGCUGGUGAUGUGUCUUUUGGAGCCUGAGAUGGCCCUCAAACGCAUCGCAGCCUCCACCCUCAGCGACAUCGCCAAGCACACACCAGAGCUGGCCCAGACUGUGGUGGACAACGGUGCAAUUGCACAUCUGGCACAGAUGAUCCUCAAUCCAGAUGCCAAACUCAAGAGGCAGGUGUUCUCAGCCCUGAGUCAGAUCAGUAAGCACUCGGUGAGCUUGGCGGAGAUGGUGAUAGAGGCUGAAAUCUUCCCUGCAGCGGUGUCGUGUCUCAAAGAUCCAGAUGAGUAUGUGAGGAAGAACGUCACCACUCUGAUGAGGGAGGUGGUGAAACACACACCAGAGCUCUCCCAGGUGAUUGUGAACUGUGGUGGCUUGGCAGCUGUGAUCGACUAUCUGGGCGAUUGCCGUGGAAAUCUACGUUUGCCGGGGAUCAUGAUGCUGGGAUAUGUGGCAGCUCACAGUGAGAACCUCGCCAUGGCUGUCAUUCUCUCCAAGGGGGUGCCCCAGCUGGCACUGUGUCUGUCCGAGGAGCAUGAACAUCACAUCCAGGCGGCCACAGUCUGGUCCAUCGGCCAGAUAGGACAUCACACCCCCGAGCAUGCCAAGGCAGUGGCCACCUCUAACCUUCUGAGCAAACUGCUGGAGCUCUACAUGGCUGCCAGCAGCUCAGAGGACCUGCAGGCCAAGAGUAAGAAGGCUCUGAAGAGCAUCCUGCAGAAGUGCACCUACCUGCCAGGUCUGGAGCCGCUCCUCUACGAUGUUCCAAGCAACAUCCUCAAACAUGUUGUUUGCCAGUUCAGCAAGGUGCUGCCUCAUGACAGUAAGGCUCGCCGUCUGUUUGUAACCAGCGGGGGGCUGAAGAAAGUGCAGGAAAUCCAGGCAGAGCCUGGCUCCGCUCUACAGGAGCACAUCAACGCCAUCAACAGCUGUUUUCCUGAAGAGAUAGUCAGGUACUACUCCCCUGGGUACUCAGAGGUCUUGCUCGAGCGGCUGGAAAAGUACCAGCCGGCCUGACAUCAGUUCACACUAUGCAUCCUGUUGAAAUGUUCAAUGCACAUGCUUUUAUAGGAAAUUAAAGCAGUUUUGAAGAGUAAUUUUCCCUCUUCUAUAUUGUGCUCAUGUUUUUUAAUCAUUUAAAUGCAUGUUGGUAGUAUAUGUAGCUUGUAUUGGGUUAUAUAAUUAACAAUAUUGUCACUAUAUGUUGUGUAAGAUACCAUCAAGAUAAAAUAAAGGACAUUUCAUCAAGCUUAAUGAGAACUAUUCUCUUAUGCCUCCUACAUAGAGGUCAAAGGUCAUGUUCAGAGGCAGAGCAGUGACCCUGGAGGUGAUGGAGAAAUGA
Messenger RNA from Centropristis striata (black sea bass), 2150 nucleotides. It is a transcript of the gene spag6, whose product is annotated as sperm associated antigen 6. NCBI's taxonomy places the organism in Eukaryota, Metazoa, Chordata, Actinopteri, Perciformes, Serranidae. The coding region runs from base 302 to 1825 and encodes 507 amino acids. Gene Ontology annotation, biological process: sperm axoneme assembly; epithelial cilium movement involved in extracellular fluid movement; filopodium assembly. Gene Ontology annotation, cellular component: acrosomal vesicle; sperm principal piece; microtubule cytoskeleton. The transcript is spliced from 11 exons. The record is from RefSeq and is a predicted model, not a curated record. Gene Ontology annotation, molecular function: microtubule binding.